Molecule: messenger RNA, 4835 nt
Organism: Camelus dromedarius (Arabian camel)
Lineage: Eukaryota; Metazoa; Chordata; Mammalia; Artiodactyla; Camelidae
Gene: SLC30A10
Product: solute carrier family 30 member 10
Exons: 4
Coding region: 10-1458 (482 amino acids)
Biological process (GO): detoxification of zinc ion; manganese ion transport; zinc ion transmembrane transport
Cellular component (GO): membrane
Molecular function (GO): zinc ion transmembrane transporter activity
Source: RefSeq, a predicted model, not a curated record
GGCCGGGAGAUGGGCCGCUACUCGGGCAAAACGUGCCGGCUGCUCUUCAUGCUCGUGCUCACCGUCGCCUUCUUCGUGGCCGAGCUGGUGUCGGGCUACCUGGGCAACUCCAUCGCGCUGCUGUCCGACUCCUUCAACAUGCUGUCGGACCUGAUCUCGCUGUGCGUGGGGCUGAGCGCCGGCUACAUCGCCCGGCGCCCCCGCGGGGGCCUGGGCGCCACCUACGGCUACGCCCGCGCCGAGGUGGUGGGCGCGCUCAGCAACGCCGUCUUCCUCACCGCGCUCUGCUUCACCAUCUUCGUGGAGGCCGUGCUGCGCCUGGCCCGGCCCGAGCGCAUCGAUGACCCGGAGCUGGUGCUCAUCGUCGGCGCCCUGGGGCUGGCGGUCAACGUGGUGGGGCUGCUCAUCUUCCAGGACUGCGCCGCCUGGUUCGCCUGCUGCGGCCGCCGCCGCCGCCAGCUGCAGCCGCGGCAUCAGCAGCCGGCGGCCGGGGCUGCUUUCGGGGGUCCCCGGGAGGCCGAGGGCCACUGGCCCGCCCCCACCCCGCCAGCCCCCGGCCGCGAUUCGGCCGUGACCCUCCGCGCGGCCUCAGUGGAGAGGAAGGACGAGAAGGGGGCGACCGUGUUCUCAAACGUAGCAGGUGAUUCUCUGAACACCCAGAAUGAACCAGAAGAGAUGAUGAAAAAGGAGAAAAAGUCUGAAGCCCUGAAUAUCAGAGGGGUACUUUUACAUGUGAUGGGAGAUGCCCUGGGAUCGGUGGUUGUAGUGAUCACGGCCAUCAUAUUCUAUGUGCUUCCCCUAAAACGUGAGGACCCGUGUAACUGGCAGUGCUACAUCGACCCCAGCCUGACUGUCGUCAUGGUCAUCAUCAUUUUGUCAUCUGCCUUCCCACUCAUCAAGGAGACUGCUGCCAUCCUGCUGCAGAUGGUCCCCAAAGGCGUCAACAUGGAAGAGCUGAUGAGUAAACUCUCUGCCGUGCCUGGAAUCAGCAGUGUGCAUGAAGUUCACAUCUGGGAACUUAUAAGUGGGAAGAUCAUUGCCACUCUGCACAUCAAGUAUCAGCAGGACACGGGGGAUCAGGAUGCCAGUCUAAAAGUUCGAGAAAUCUUCCACAACGCGGGAAUCCAUAACGUGACCAUCCAGUUUGAGAAGGUGGACCUGAAGGAGCCCCUGGAGCAGAAGGACUUGCUGAUGCUCUGCAGUUCACCCUGCAUCUCCAAGGGCUGUGCCAAGCAGCUCUGCUGUCCCCCUGGGGCACUGCCUCUGGCGCACGUCAAUGGCUGUGCUGAGCACAAUGGCUGUCCCCCACUGGACAUGUCCCGAAGUGAUGGCCUCGGUGGACGAGAAGCAACAGAAGUGGCUAUUGAAGUGUCUUUGGCAGGUGGUCUGAGUGACCAUGGACAAGCGCUUAGCAAAACUCGGGAGGACUUGCGUUAUGUCAAUAGCACACAUUUUUAAUCUGACGCUCACAUAAGUAAGACUGCAUAGAUGAGGCACUUUGGAACCACUAGCUCAGUUUGUGGGAAGAGCUUUGUGGGUUGUGGACAGUGACCAGACCCACAGUGGGUGCACUCUGUGUUCUGUAAGGGGUUUGGCUGUUUGGGAUGUUAGUUGAACUUGCCUGUGAAUUUUGACGUGACAGAGAACCUUUUUACGUUAUCUUGGGUGUCUUCAUGCUGCUCUUCAAGUUUUGUUGGAACGUGUAUUUUCCGAAGCAGAUGCACUAGUACUUACAUCCGGGACAUUGAAGGCUGGGACUUAAUGAUUGUGGACACAGGACUCAAAGUAGUUUUUGUUUCAAAUGGAGCAGAAUGUCUAGCUGACUCACAGGCACACACAUAGCUAAGAACAUCGAAAAAAACUUAGAAACUGAAAAAGCCGUAUCCCUUUCCUUCCACCGGGAGGCCGUCAAAGGGGGAGGUUAGGUAGACCUCCCGCUGCGGACCUUUUUUUCUCUUUGACUCAUUUUUAAGUAAAUGUAAAAUGAAUACCUAGUAAGGUAGAAAAUCUGAGAACAUUAGAGGAAGUUGAGUUUAUUGGGGCUGCGGAAAAGGAAGCAAAUCUGUUUGGACCGUUUUUUCCUUUUGUGAGGUGGAGACAAAAAUGCUCACUUUCUGCUGGGAACUGCGGUAGGGUGUUUCAGGUGUUUAAAUAUACAAGAUGCUUUUUUUGUUUUCACUCUGAAGUGUGGGAAUCUUUCUACUUUAAAUAUGACACAGUGCUUAUCUACUGUCUUUUAGAGUCAGUCCAGUUGGGACUGUUUUCAUUUAUUGCUUAUUAGUGAUUUACUUAUUUGCCCAAAUUUCUUUUUGAGUCUCCUUUUAUAUGAUCACAUUGAUCUACGUAGCAUUUACCAGGAGAGAAUGGAUAUUCCUGGGGUAGAGGAAUCUAUGGCACUGAGUGUGCAUCCUUGCCAAAAACGAAAAAGAAAUAAGCUAGAUUGACUUUUCUUUAAUUAGACAUAUUUUAAAGUAUUUAUUAUAGUUUUCAACUCAUAAUUUGAUGGAAAAAGUGUUUGUCCAAGGGAGAAAUGAGAAUUAAUUAAAUUGCUGCCUUUAAUGUGUUUUGAGGAGCUUACACUUUCUUUUAUGUCUCUGACCCGUAUUACCAAGUUCAAAUAAAUACAUUAGAAUCUGACUUGGUUCCAUAACAACCUGUGUUAGUACUGGAGAAACAUCUGUUAUGUAUGUAACAAACUGUUCAGGCAACGAUUAUUUUAACCAGAACAGUCCCAGAAUAGGUAUAAGGAAAUGGGAGGUGCCCCACCAGAGAACCAGAAUCUUCUUUGACGGGCUGCAAAAUUGACUACAAAGGAUCAUCUCUUAGGUGCUGAAGUACUGAGUCCUGUUUAGAAUCUGCACAGUACUCAGCAGAAAUGCUGGGUGGGUAACAGGAAAAGCAUCCAAAGUUUUCAGCACAAGCAUUAUUUAAAAAACUGCAUCUUAGUUUUAAAUUCUAAGGCUGAAAUAAGGAAGCAACUGUGAUGAGUGGGAAAGGAAAAUCUUUAUUCCUUGAAAAUGUUUAUCUGAGUUUACAUUGGCCAUGAAUUAGGCAAAGAGGAAAAAAAUGCCUAAAUAUGUUUUUAUCCCUAAGAGUUUAUUAAGUAUAUAUACUUAACAGUAUUAUAUAGUAUAUAAUAUAGUGUAUGUAUACUUCAUAGCUAAAACAGGGGUGAAUACAAGACAACAUUUUUGUUUUUAAUGUUAAAAUUAUGGCAGGUACUCACACAAAACAGAGGAUUCUUUAUGAAACUUACCUCAGUGAUAUGUGGACCAAAUUCUCAUAUAUCAAUGUUGGCUGAGAUGCUCUGACUGGAGCCAAAGGAGAAAGCUGUUUCUCACUUCCGAAUUUAAAGGUCUAAUUUGAUUUCAUAUCGUUCUGCUCUUACUAAAAGGGAAAAAUUAUCAUCUUCUAGUUUCUGUGCAACUGGCUGAAGGGCUGCAUGCUAGUUUACAUCCCAGUAAUGUUCUUGAAUUAGCCUCUAAAGCAUUUUUCUGGAAAGCAAAAGGCACUUAAUUCCCAUCUAAUUAAAUCUAACCUCAGAAAAUUAUCUUGAUGGACACUUAUGAACAUACCAAAUUAUGGGGUACAGUCAAUGUGAAAUAAUACCUUUGGCAGACAGCUUGGCUCGGUGUGUUGAAUACUUUCCAAACAAGCUAAUUUAGGGCAAUAUUUGUGUAUCCGGCGAGGUGCUGGCUUGUGCUUGUGAUGCCUGCCGUGUGGCCUUUUUACAUGAGUUUUACUCUCUCUUUCGUUGUCCCGCAUUUUAAUUCUCCCAAGGAAACGCCAGAGUUUUCUUUCUCCCUUUGAAUCAGCCCUGAGUGGUGGCAGCAGUGUCCGAGGAACAGUGGACUUAAACCACACUGUUUUUUUCUGAGAUGAGAAGAAUAUUGCUAUUCAGUUUAGCAUUCCUAUGUGCUUAGGUUAGUUCCAGAAAAUUCUUUCUCUUUUCUUCUAGGAACUGAAAAUAAUUUUUUAAGAGUCUAGGGAAUCUUCUGUGUGUCGGGUCAGCCUUGGGUGUGCUACCCUGGGGACACAGGGCAUGGCACUUCCCAUGGACUCCUGUUUCUAUGCAAAGAGUCAUUUCCACAGUGUUUCAGCACCAGCUUUAGGAAACAUGACGUCUGCUUAUUUAUUUUCCCAUUUCAACUCUCUUUUUGAAAAUAGAGGUUACUUUAUUUUUCAAAAUAUUUGGACAUUAUGAAUACCCAUAGAACUAGGAGGCUCCAUUGUUGAUAGAAAAAAAUAUUACUCCUUUAAUUUUUUUGAUAAAAUAGCAAUAAAAUAGGGAGACAUUGAGGAAGAAUUUAAUGUAUUCUCCAUACUUAGAUACUUAGUUACUUUUUUCCUUUUUCUUUCUUUCUUUUCUUUCUCUCUCUCUCUCUUUUUUUUUGCCAUGAGCUGGCCAAACUCCAGUGGGGGUAAGUCAGGAAUCUCAAGUUCAGUAGAAAUGGGUGUUUUGAAUGGCAGAGAAAUCAUCGAGGUAGAUUUUGGAUUAUCACAAGGCAGCUGCCUUUUGAGGUAGUAAGAGCUUUCGUUAUGCGUUUUCAAUUUCUGUGUUAUCGAUGUUUUGAACCGGAUAAUUCCUUGUAGUGUGGGGCUGUCCUGUGCAUUGUAGGGUUUUUAGUAGUAUCUUUUGGUCUCUAACCCCAGAUGCCAGUAACAUCCCCCAAGGUUGUGACAACCAACAAUACCUCCGACAUUGCCACGGAUUCCCUGGGGAGCAGAAUUGCCUCUAGGUAGGAGCCACUGACGUCCGACUUCACCUAAGGGUACUUGAGGGGUAUUGUUGACGGAAGCCCUUCUAAGGCCCAACAAUCCUUUGAAUAUAAUCA